This is a messenger RNA of Salvelinus namaycush (lake trout), 1729 nucleotides long. Its product is annotated as stromal membrane-associated protein 2-like. The record is from RefSeq and is a predicted model, not a curated record. The transcript is spliced from 8 exons. NCBI's taxonomy places the organism in Eukaryota, Metazoa, Chordata, Actinopteri, Salmoniformes, Salmonidae. Gene Ontology annotation, biological process: regulation of clathrin-dependent endocytosis. Gene Ontology annotation, molecular function: GTPase activator activity. The coding region runs from base 10 to 1542 and encodes 510 amino acids.
GUUCAGGAGAUGGGGAAUGCCAAGGCCAGACGACUCUAUGAAGCUUUCCUACCAGAAUGUUUCAUACGACCAGAGACUGACCAGUCAGCAGAGAUGUUCAUCAGGGACAAAUAUGACAAGAAGAAGUACAUGGACAAGGUUCUAGACGUCAACAGACUUAGAAAAGAGAAGAGCUGUGAAAACAUCCCCAAGGAGCCAGUAGUGUUUGAGAAGAUGAAGUUGAAGAGAGAAAACAGCCCAAAGACACAGACCCAGUCUCCAUCUAUCUCUGACCUCCUAGGACUUGAUGAUCCUGCUCCCCAUCCUCUUAUAUCUAAUGGUAGAUCCAGCUCUGAAGAGAGGGGGAGUCCUCUGGUGGCUAACCCAGCUACGGUGCACUCUGACCUGAAUCUAUUCAGCUCCCUGCCUGCCUCUUCCUCCACCACCUCCACCAAGACCACGCCGGUGGGUAGCUCCAUGCCCAGGGGUUGUGUGGCCGCGUCGGUACCCGAGAACCUCAGCCUGUUCCUGGACUCAGCACCCAGACAGGAGGGCUCUAGGACAAAGAUGUCCAAGGACUCUAUCCUCUCCCUCUACGCAACCACACCCACAUCGCACCAGAACCUGGCUCCAAGGGCUGGCCUGUACAUGAACCCAGCCCAGCUGGGCUACUACGGAUCGUACCAUUCCCUGGCCACGCAGGGGGGGACGAUGGGAGGAGCCAUGGUGACAUCACACUCCAUGAUGGCCCUGAGUGGUCAGCAGCAGAACGGCAUGAUGGGAGGGCAACAGCAAAGCGUUAUGGGAGCUCAGCAGAGUGGAAUGGUGGCAGCACAGCAGAAUGGCAUGAUGGGAGCUCAGCAGAACGGCUUUAUGGCUCAACAGGGUGUCAUGGGGCAAACGGUCAACACAUCCCCGUUCAUGGCAGGAGUGCCACACAGCAUGAUAAAUCACCAGCAAAGCAUUAUGGGAGCUCAGCAGAGUGGUAUGAUGGGAGCUCAGCAGAGUGGUAUGAUGGGAGCUCAGCAGAACGGCAUGAUGGGAGCUCAGCAGAGUGGUAUGAUGGGAGCUCAGCAGAGCGGCAUGAUGGGAGCUCAGCAGAACGGCAUGAUGGGAGCUCAGCAGAACGGCAUGAUGGGAGCUCAGCAGAACGGCAUGAUGGGAGCUCAGCAGAAUGGCAUGAUGGGAGCUCAGCAGAGUGGUAUGAUGGGAGCUCAGCAGAGAGGCAUGAUGGGAGCUCAGCAGAGUGGUAUGAUGGGAGCUCAGCAGAGAGGCAUGAUGGGAGCUCAGCAGAGAGGCAUGAUGGGAGUGCAACAUAACGGCAUCAUGGGAGCACAGCAACAAAGCAUCAUUGGACAUCAACAGAAAGGCAUGAUGGGUGGAGUGGCGUUCGUGCCUCAGCAGGUACAGCAGGAUCAGUGCUCCAUCACUCAGAUGACCCAGCACAUGGCGGGGGUGAACUUCUACGGCACCAACGGCAUGAUGGGAUACGGAAGUCAGCACAUCGGAGGACCAAAGACUCAAAGCUCCAACCACAUGACGACGUCUCACGUCUGGAAGUGAUGUCAUCACCUGAAGAGGAAGUUGAUGUCACUGAGCAUCAGUGGUGCUUGGAAGGUUUCGGGGACUUUUCGAAUUAACUUUCCAUCAGACAUUUUAGAUAGCAUGGGAGGAGGAUGAGGAAGAGGAGGAGGGGUUUACUUAGGCGCUCUUUCGAUCUCCUCUCCUCUCCUCUCCUCUCCUCUCCUCU